AUGUCACGGCCUUUCAAUCCGCUGCCUACAUUCCCCAACCCCAUCCAGUGGGAUGUGCCAGGCCGUAUUGCAGAGUUGCAGGCCAUGAUCGACGAUUCUGCCACUCAAGAGCCACAAAAGCUAAACCUCCAGACUGCCAUCAACCUGUAUCAUAAAAAGGAGCUCCCAGGACCAUUUAAAUGGAUCCAGGACGGAAAGGUUGUUAAUCAUCAGGAUAUUGAUUUCUGGAGGCCGUACUGGGUUGAGGGUUAUGGCCAGCAACUAUCCUCCCAAGUUAUAGUUCCAGCUGCCAUUCCAAACUCAUCAUUUGCACCCCCUCAACAACCCAUGUCAAAGAGUGUACGAGUUUUUACUUUGCCUACUCCGUAG
Messenger RNA from Ophidiomyces ophidiicola, 369 nucleotides. RefSeq lists its product as uncharacterized. Lineage: Eukaryota; Fungi; Ascomycota; Eurotiomycetes; Onygenales; Onygenaceae. The transcript is spliced from 2 exons. Bases 1 to 369 code for a protein of 122 amino acids. The record is from RefSeq and is a predicted model, not a curated record.